ACCAUGAAACCUUUCCUCAGUGUCAUGCAUGCUCGAGCUCAUGCUACUAAGUGUGAGAUUAAAUGGAGUGGUAGGAACCAGGAAGGAGCAGGGACAACCGCCGGUGAAGAGGUGGAACAAGUGAACAGCUACCUCUCUCGUUGUGCCCUUACGACAAAAUAUAUGUCGAAAGCAGCCCGGGUGGACAUGCUUACAUUGCAUGCAAUGGGGUGGAACCACAAGAAAAGUGAUUCCUUACAUCAGGCACUUUCCACACGAUAUGUGAAGACUUGUCAGAGGCUCCUGGAUGAGACUGCAAAGCUAGCAGAGCAAAAAACACAGCUACAUUGCUCAGAUGAAAUGGUGUCACAGUGGAUUUCAGAUGUGAAGGAAUGGGCAGCUGGUGAGACACGAGAUACAUCUGACAACCUGCAAGGCACCACACACACAGGGCUUCAGCGGUCCAUUGAGGGGCUCUACCUCAGUGUGAGGCAGCGGAAGCAAAACCUGUACCGUCAGAAUGACAGCAACAAGCUUCGCCACCGGCUUCGGAGGAAGCUGGCAGAAGACAAGAAGCUCCUUCUUCAGGAGAUACAAAAGUACAACGAACUUGACUCUGCAGCAAAUAUUGAUGCAGCUGUGGUGGAGCACUCACUGAGUGGAGAGAGCACUGUGUCCCCAAUAUGGCCUUGGGAGGUUCAUGACAGCGCAAACAUUGGAACCAAGAAGCAGCUUCAUGACCAAGUGAUGACAACAAAGCGACUGCAGGAGGAAAAAAACAUUCUGGUGAUGGAGAUGGCACAACACUGCACAUGGUUGCAGAACAUGUCAUUGGUUCUCAAAAACAAGGUGGCUGAGGAGGGUGGAGACAAAGGAAAUGAAGGACUUUGCAGUCUCUUGAGGAGAAGAAACUCAGAGGUGUCAGAGAGGUUGCAAGUGGUCCUCCAACAAUACAAGACUGCUUUAGGUCCUGAGGCCUCUGCCAUUCUACAUAUUGAAGAGGAAGAUCAAAGUGUCCACAGCAGUCCAGACACCAGUGAGGAUGAAGAGGAAAACAUAACUUAGAUUGAAGCUGCACUGAGGAUUGUGGCGAAGGAAAUGGACUUGCCCUUUAUCUUUGUCUUAUUAGUACUAUUAAGAAUAAUAAUAAGAAUAACAAGAACUUAAUUUAUCCCCAAAGGGAAAGUGCCUAUCUGGAACAGACCAAUUGAAAAAAAAAUAAGGAAGAGUUAUUACAUUGCUGUAGCGUGUGAACAUUCAUUGGGGCCACACUUGACAGCUCUCCGCACAGUUACAUAGCAUUGUGGUGAAUGUUCAGACCACUGUUUCAUCUCUCCCCUUCCAGUUUCACAGAUUAUCAAUCUUGGUGAUGGAGGCACUAGCAUUUUAGUGUGUUGUUAUUUAGUUAAUGUAUGUAAAAGAUGACUUCCUCAAAUGUCUUGUUUUGUUCGGAAUUCAAAGAUACUCAGUUGACAGUCAUAGAAGUAUAAAGAAAUCAGAAAAUAUUAAAUUUCAGAAACUGGAAUCAGAUAAUUUUGAAUUUUUUUAUUUUCAAAAAAUGACUCUAAAUGAUUAAUCGUUCAUCCAAACAGUUGGUUAUUAAUUUAAAUCAAAUUGUUGCAGCUCCAACAUGGCAUGUAAAAUGUAAACCAAGGAGAAAGUCAAUUUUGAUUGAUAGGGUGGCGUGACUAAGUACGUAUUGUUGCUUACUCAUUCAGUACUAAAUCACCAUUUAGUUGCAACAUAGAAGAAAAAAAUAUUACCUGAUCAAAAACAAAUUAAUUUUAGCCAAUUUGGGUCUUUUUUUUAAAUGCCUGGGAUCACCUGAGUUUUGUGACAUCAAAGUGGGGUCAUGAGCCAAAAGUGUUUGAUUUUAACAUGGUUUUAUUAUGAGAAUUUUAAUUUACACAGACAUAUAAUAUGUAUGUAAUAUGUAUUAGACUGUGUGUAACAAAUAGACAGUUGUAUAUUUUCUUAUUAUAUGUUUUUUGGUAAGUUAAUAUAGGUGACAUACAGUAUAACUUGAUUACAUGUUCUGUUGUCAGUGCUUAUGUAAAUCUAACCCCACAGUCCAUUUUUAAGAAAUACAGUCCAAUUGUUUGUUGGACAGAUAUGCAUUUGGUGUAUUUUCUCCAGUAUUGUUGCAAAAGAUGAAUAAAUUAUUGCCAAAAAUGA
Dicentrarchus labrax (European seabass) is the source of this 2154-nucleotide messenger RNA. RefSeq lists its product as uncharacterized. The transcript is spliced from 9 exons. The record is from RefSeq and is a predicted model, not a curated record. Lineage: Eukaryota; Metazoa; Chordata; Actinopteri; Moronidae. Bases 4 to 1044 code for a protein of 346 amino acids.